Messenger RNA from Salvelinus sp. IW2-2015, 2933 nucleotides. RefSeq names its product exocyst complex component 5. Gene Ontology annotation, cellular component: exocyst; cytoplasm. NCBI's taxonomy places the organism in Eukaryota, Metazoa, Chordata, Actinopteri, Salmoniformes, Salmonidae. The record is from RefSeq and is a predicted model, not a curated record. Gene Ontology annotation, biological process: exocytosis; Golgi to plasma membrane transport.
GUCCCAAACUUUUUUUUUUUCUUCAGCUCAGGAUUUGUAUUGCUUUGGAUACAGGAAGUAGAGCUGUGUAACUGUUGUCAAUAAAGGGCAAAAGAUAAAUCCAGCUGAUCAAUCAGUUGUCUGUCAUACCCGACUGUUAGUUUGCCUGAAUUGCAAUUUCUACAUUGCAAAUCGAAGUAAAACAUGUCAACGACUGCUCAACUAUUCGAGGAGCCCUUUGAUGCAGACGAGUACAUAGAGAGGUUGGCCUGGAGAACCCCUGGAGGAGGGUCCAAAGGAGGAGCAGAGGCAUUCGACCCCAAAAGGCUGCUGGAGGAGUUUGAGAACCAUAUAGAGGAGCUGAAGCAUCUGGAUGAGAAGAUCCAGCGGCGGGUGGAGAAGCUGGAGCACCAGUGUCACAGAGAAGCCAAGGAGUUUGCCCACAAAGUGCAGGACUUACAGAGGAGCAACCAGGUAGCCUUCCAGCACUUCCAGGAGUUGGACGAGCACAUCAGCUAUGUGGCCACCAAGGUGUGUCACCUUGGCGACCAGCUGGAGGGCGUGAACACGCCCAGGCAGAGGGCUGUGGAGGCCCAGCGUCUCAUGACCUACUUUAAUGAGUUCCUGGAUGGGGAGCUGCGCAGUGAUGUCUUCAACAACCCAGAAAAAAUUAAGGAAGCUGCUGAUAUCAUUCAGAAGUUGCAUCUCAUAGCCCAGGAGCUGCCAUUCGACAGGUUUGCAGAUGUUAAGGCCAAGAUUGCAAGUAAAUACCAUGACCUGGAGCGCCAGCUGAUCCAGGAGUUCACGGCGGCCCAGCGUAGGGGCGAGAUUGGGCGCAUGCGGGAAGUCGCUGCGGUCCUCUUACACUUCAAGGGCUAUGCACACUGUGUGGAUGUAUAUAUCAAGCAGUGCCAGGAGGGGGCGUACAUGCGUAGUGAUGUGUUUGAAGACACUGCACUCCUCUGCCAGCGGGUCAACAAGCAGGUGGGAGAGGUCUUCCAGAGCCCAGAGACCGUCAUGGCCAAACUCAUCCAGAACAUCUUUGAGAACAAACUACAGGCCCACGUAAAAGAAAAACUGGAUGAAACCCGCCGCUCUGAUGUAGAACAAUACCUCAAAAACCUCUAUGACCUUUAUACCAGGACAACGGCCUUGGCUUCCAAGCUGACCGAGUUCAACCUGGGCUCAGACAAACACACCUUCCUGUCCAAGCUCAUUAAAAACAUCUUCUCCACCUAUCUGGAGAGCUACAUUGAAAUGGAGAAAGAUUACCUCCGCACGCGCAGCGCCAUGAUCCUGCAGCGCUACUACGACUCCAAGAACCACCAGAAACGCCCACAGGGUGGGGGCAGUAUCCAGGAGCUGAAGGAGCGGUUCAGGCAGCGCACCAACCUGCCCCUGGGGCCCAGCAUUGACACCCACGGAGAGACCUUCCUCUCCCAGGAGGUGGUGGUCAACCUGCUGCAGGAGACGCGCCACGCUUUCGAGAGGUGCAACAGGCUCUCAGAUCCCUCGGACCUGCCCAAGAACGCCUUCUCCAUCUUCCUGCUGCUGGUGGAGCACCUGUGUGUGGACCACAUCGACUACGCACUGGAGAUCGGCCUCUCCGCCAUCCCCUCGCCUGAUGCCAAGAAUGCCAACCUGUACUUCCUGGAUGUGGUCCAGCAAGCCAACACCAUCUUCCACCUGUUUGAUAAGCAGUUCAACGACCACCUAAUGCCUCUUAUCAGCUCGUCUCCCAAACUGACAGAGUGUCUGCACAAGAAGAAGGAGGUGAUUGAACAGAUGGAGGUAAAACUGGACACCGGCAUAGACAGGACACUGAACUGCAUGGUGGGACAGAUGAAGCACAUCCUGGCUACGGAACAGAAGAAGACAGACUUCAGGCCUGAAGAUGAGAACAACGUCAUGAUCCAGUGCACCGCAGCCUGCUCCAAGGUUUGUGUGUAUGUGAGUCGGCAGGUAGAGCGUGUGCGGAAGUCUAUGGACGGUAAGAACGUGGACACAGUGCUGACGGAGCUGGGCGUGCGUUUCCACCGCCUCAUCCACGAGCACCUGCAGCAGUACAGCUACAGCUCCAUGGGAGGCAUGCUGGCCAUCUGCGACGUGGCCGACUACCGCAAAAGUGCCAAGGACUUCCGGGUUCCUCUUGUGCUGCAGCUCUUUGACACGCUCCACGCCCUGUGUAACCUCCUGGUGGUUGCCCCAGACAACCUCAAGCAGGUCUGCUCCGGGGAGCAGCUCACCAACCUGGACCGGAACCUUCUGCACGCCUUCGUACAGCUGAGAGUGGACUACCGCCAGGCCAGACUGGGACGACACUUCAGCUAAUGGCCCUGGCCAAUGCGUCGCUGUCCAGCCAUCGGUCCGUCCAAUCACCACGGCCUAUGAUUUCACAAAACUCCCCAUGGAAAUGGAAUUCAGCCAACCUAGAUUCUCUGAGUUAGUCUUUCAUUCUCAUCUGCAGUAGCACCUUUUUCUUUGUCCAUCCUAGAGGCCAAGAAAGACCACCGCCAUUCACAGUUGGUCUACAGGUAGCCUAGCGGUUAGAGCAGGGUUUCUUAAACUAUGGGUCGGGACCCAAAGUGGGCCCUGAGUUUGUGGGAGGUGGGUCGCGAGUUAUGAGAAUACAUAUAUAAUCAAACACUAUUUCUUCUUAAUUUGGUUUGUUGGAGGACGAUUUGGGUCACAGGAGGACGGUCAAUUUCUCAUUUGGAUCUCGAGCUGAUAAAGUUUAAGAAACCCUGGGUUAGAGCAUUGGGCCAGUAUCCGAGAGGUCGCUGGUUCGAAUACUCGCGCUGACAAGGUGAAUAAUCUGUUUAUGUGCCCUUGAGCAUGGCACUUAACCCUAGUUUGCUCCAGGGGUGCGAUACUACCAUGACUGACCCUGUAAAACAGGGCUGUCAAACUCAUUCCAUGGAGGGCCUAGUGUCUGCUGGUUUUUGGUUUUCCCU